AUGGUGAAGAGUGUAGCGGUGUAGAGGUCAGAGUUGAAUGUUUGACAGAAAGCUAAAUAUGGAUUCCAUAUUUCAUGAGAAACAAGAGGGCUCCUUGUGUGCCCAGCACUGCCUCAACAACCUUCUACAGGGUGAAUAUUUUACUCCUGUAGAUCUGUCCUCUAUUGCUCAUCAGCUUGACGAAGAAGAGAGGAUGAGGAUGGCAGAGGGCGGUAUGGCUAGUGAGGCGUACAGGACCUUCUUACAGCAACCAUCUGGGAACAUGGAUGACAGUGGGUUCUUUUCAAUACAAGUGAUUAGUAAUGCUCUACGAGUUUGGGGCUUGGAGCUAAUCCUUUUCAACAGUCGAGAGUACCAAAAUCUAAUGAUAAAUCCAAUAAAUGAGAAAGCCUUCAUUUGCAACUACAAGGAGCACUGGUUCACUAUACGCAAACUCGGACAGCAGUGGUUUAACUUGAAUUCACUGUUGACUGGGCCAGAACUUAUAUCAGACACAUAUUUAGCUCUUUUCCUUGCACAGCUGCAACAAGAAGGAUAUUCCAUAUUUGUGAUCCGAGGAAAUCUCCCAGAGUGUGAAGCAGAGCAAAUUCUUGGAAUUAUGCGGGUCCAACAGCAGCAACGGCCCAGGCUCAUUGGAGAGGAUGAGGCCCAGACAAGUGCUGGCAGGUCAGCUGCUGUGGGCCAGACAGGGGUGAGUUUUGGUGCGGACGAUGAGGUUGUCGAUGAAGAUGAGGAACUGAAGAAAGCUCUAGCACUUAGCAGACAAGACAUAGAUGUGGAAGAUGAAGAAGCUGAUCUCCGACGGGCCAUACAGCUCAGCAUGCAAGGAGCAGUGAUGAGUAACAGGUCUUCAGAAGUGGGAAAUAUAAAAUCAGCAUCUCAGGCUGCAGGUAGUGCUACUGGGGGACAAAAAGACAGCCAGAAUGAGACACUUACAGCUGAGGAGCUGAGGAAAAGGAGACAAGCCUACUUUGAUCGACAGCAGCAACAAGCUCAGCCAACUAUUCCUCAACAAUCAGACACACAUUCAAUAGGCAACUCAGGAUCAGUAAACACUGGCUCUGAGGAGGACCAACAACAACAGCCAAGCCAGUAAAGUUGCGAAAGGUUUACCUGUUUGUUUACCAGCGGCCUGGAUCGGAAGCCCCUCACAGGGGUAGCUUUGCUCCCUCCUCUAACCUUUUGCACAUGCAAACAUAAGGACAGUCAGCAGGCUGACACGUGGUUUCCCCCUGUGAGUUCGCUGACAGGCCACAAAGAAGAGAAUGACGACGGAGAAAAGGCAGCAUUUUGUCUAAUCUGACUCAGUGAAGCACUGAGACAGAGAAAAGGGUGGCCACUGACUCAAAUAGACUCAUGAUGCAGUUAAUUCAAGUUUGCAAUUGCCUUUUAACCAUGGCGCCUUCAGUGUCUGUUGAAUACUGUUUUUAUUCUUGUCUCCUUUUUUCUGAAACAUGGACAUGAGGAAAGAAAUAUCAUGCAAAGGGUGUGUUCACUUGUCUGAAGGUGAAAACUUGCUGAAAUCCACAUGAGACCAAUGUUUGACUGUAGAUGAAGUCUUUAUACAUGACAGAACCUCUUGCCUUUGUUUUGGAUUUGAGUUUGUGGAACACACACCCAACCCACCAGAAAACCUUUACAGUUUUAAUGUAAGUUCAUGACUUCUAAAUGCAUUGGACUGAAACAUCUUUCAGCCACAGCACUAAAAUGUGUGGGUUAUUUAUUGCUGGAAUCAUCACUGAUGGGUGAUUUCCUGAGGGUUUUACAGCAGAAACUGUUUGAUGAUAUCACAUUGGUUUUCCUUUUAGUAUUCAAGUUAACAUAGCACAAUACAAACACAAUUUAGGGGUGUUUAGUCCAGUUUAAACUAUUAUUAGGUUAUCCAUAGUUUUUCCAUUCAUUGUCUAUAUCUUGAUAUAUAAUGAGUAACAAGAAAGUAAUUGGUACACUGUGACACUAAUGAUGGAUCAAUAAUAUGGCUUAUUUUCCCUGUAUCAUCACUUAAACCCAAUAAUAUGUCCAAGUAGUCUUCCAAGCAAUGGGUUGACUUGUUAGUUUGUCUUUUUUUUUUUAGUAUUUGUCAAGAAAUAUUUAGAGAAGUUGUGAAGAAAAACUGGAUUAUUUCCCCUAUAGACACACCCCUUCAGAACUAGUUGGUUCUUUUACUCCUGCAUGUUAAAGCCCAUAAGUACAUGUUUAAUUGCACUGAUUUGACUUGUUUUAUAUUCAAGUAAUAUGACAAAGGGUACACAGGUUUGCAUUAAGGUUACCACUGGUCAAAGAUGAUGCAAGUCAUAUGUUGGUCAAUCAUCUUUACAAAUGAUAGAGGAAAUUAUUAGUGCCCAUCGUAUCAGUUCCAACCAAAAUUCCAGAGAUAAGCCCAACAUAAAUUCUGAAAUGUGUUUUAGUUCAAAUUCCUUUGA
This is a messenger RNA of Melanotaenia boesemani (Boeseman's rainbowfish), 2423 nucleotides long. It is a transcript of the gene atxn3, whose product is annotated as ataxin 3. Gene Ontology annotation, biological process: protein deubiquitination. The transcript is spliced from 11 exons. Lineage: Eukaryota; Metazoa; Chordata; Actinopteri; Atheriniformes; Melanotaeniidae. The coding region runs from base 38 to 1096 and encodes 352 amino acids. Gene Ontology annotation, cellular component: nucleus. The record is from RefSeq and is a predicted model, not a curated record. Gene Ontology annotation, molecular function: cysteine-type deubiquitinase activity.